AUGAGCUCUCCUGAACCAGAGGAUAAUGAUUUCCAAUUCGUUCACCAGACUGAAUUGAGGUCAUUACAGUAUAUAUCGAGAGAAAAUAACGUUGUUAAUGAUGAAGCUUCAGAAAAUAAUGAGUCUGGAGGACAUUUGGUGGUUCCACAAUCGACCAAUGAAUCCACUCAACUCCAACGAUUUCAAACGAAUAACCCAAGGCCAUUUGGCGAAUCAUCUUCGUCACAAAUUUUCAAACAUCAUCUUAAGAAAUUGCAUGUAGCUGUCAACAAGAUUUUGGAAGUUGACCGAUCAUCCAAACACAAAAGUUUAUCAAAAAAGAACUUUAAAAGCAAUCAGGAAGCUUAUGAUAAAAUGUUGGAUGCUGUUCGAGAGCUCGGAUCUUUUGUUGUCCAACGUCAGAAUGCACCAUCCUCUAGCGGUGAUCAUUCUCGAACUCUAGAGGAAAUGAAAUUUCGUUUUUCUAAAAGAGUACGCUCUAAGAGUACAACCUAUGAUGAUCCAAUCAGUCAUGGAUUAAGUCCAUCUAGCAAAACGAAACAUUUACCUAAGUCAACCAGACGUACAACAUCACUAACUAAACGUUCAAAAUCACCAUAUCAACGUUCAGCAUCUAGUCACCCGGUGUCUAAUAGCAGACAGUCAUAUCAUGCAAAGCAGUUAAAUAAUAUUGAGAAUGUUAAAAUACUUCAUCAUGCAAAGACAACAUACAAAGUUCCAACAAGUCAAACCAUUAAUACGAACACAGAUCCGGUGACUGAAAAUGUUGUAUCUACACAGAAAUGUACAGAUCCAGAGAUCGCUUGUUUAGAAGCUGAAUUAUCUCACCGUGAUACUCUUAUUCAAUACCUUUCUGAACAAUUAUCAAAAUUAUAUCAAGACAAUGAUAGAAUAUUUGCUGAAUAUGAAUUUCAAGAGGCGAAUCUAACCAAUCAUUUACGUUUAUUACGAUCUCGUCUAACUGAGACAAGUGAUAAUCUAUCACGUCGACCACCACCGCCUACUUCAACUACUACCAGUCAUCAUGAUCCUACCAAGGUUUAUCUUCAUACAACACAGUCUGUAACCCAGUCAGUAAUAUCUCAACAGAUUAAUUUUAAUGUUACUGAUUCCCUAGUUCAUAAUUUUGCCACAGAACUUAAUCAUCAGCUGAAGACAACUAUGGAUGACAACCAUUCAGGCCAACAACAGCAACAAAAUACCUCAUUAUUCUUAGUCGAAUUACAAGAACUUGGUAUGGCUAUACAAAAUCUGUUAACCUAUUGGGAGAUAAAAAGUAAAGAAAUUAAUUAUCCUGUUGUAUGUCAACAAUUUUUUCAAUCUUUAAUAAAUUUUUUCAAAAUUUCACUCAAUUAUUCAUUGACUAAACCAUCGUCUGUAUCCGUGUCAACGUCAACAUCAGCGUCGCCGCCACCUCUACAACCAGAACCUCAGCUGUUGUUGAAUUCAAAUUUAGACGAGUUAAAAUUAAGAGCUGAAACAGCUGAACAACAAGUUUAUCAUUUAUCAAAUGAAAUAAAAAGCUAUGAAUUCCAGUUGAGACAAUUGAAUGAGCAAUUUAAUCGAAGGGUUGAACAAGAAGUUGUUGAGAGAUUGAAACAAACCGAUCGAUUAUCCAUGCUGGAUGAUAAUAGCGUGUCAAUGUUGUCUUCAACAACUUUUCAAUCAGGAGGAGUAGAAGGCGGCGAAGAAGUAGAAGAUGAAGAAGGAGGAUUACAAGCGCCAGCUAUCGCUACCACUACAACAAAGGAUUCUAAACCUCAGAUGGCGCCGCCACUUCCACCGUCAUCCGUUGGUAAAAUAUAUAAACAUCCUUUAAAAUUGAUGUCAUCAAAAACUGCUGAUGAAUCGACUAUACCAGUACAGGCAAUCCCUGUACCAAUGGCUUCAUCAACCUCAGCAGCAACCACAACCUCAACAACGAUGUCUGACAACCGUUCAAUCAAUGAUUUACUUCAACGUAUUUGGGCAUGUUUAUUAUCAAGAGAAUCAGAAUUAAAAUGUAUGGAAGAAGUACAAAAAUCAAAAUUAUGGUUAGUUAAGAAGGAAGAAUAUGAAACAUUAUUUGAGGCUUAUAAAAUUAUUGAACAAUUCCAGUUGAGUCAGCAACAACAACAGGAACAGCAACAGCAGAAUGACUUCACGUCUUCUUCUCCCCCUUCUUCCCUUUCAACAAAUGUCUAUUUGAAACCAGAACCAGUCAUAGUAGAGAUUGAUACAAGAUCGAGUCAAGCAGCAGCAGCAGCUAAUGGAAUUCCUGCCACAUCUAUGCCUCUUGAUCCAAAGAAUGAUGACGUCAGUGCUUCAACAGCAGAUAGCCAGACACACCAUGAUUUGCCUGAUCAACCGACGACAACAACACCAGGAGUAUUCUCCUCCUCCUCCUCAUCAACUUAUAAUAAAGAUGAAUGGGAAGAAAUUGUCACUGUUAGAUCGAUAAGAAAAGAGAAAUCGUAUUCAACAAAAUAUUCUACAAAAUCAUUACAGUUGACAGAUAAUUCUACAUCAACAAGUGAUUUAAUACUAGAUGGUACUACGAAUGAACAAGGAGAAGUACAACAGAAACAACAAGAAGCCGAUAAAGAAUGUAAACCAAAAGAGGAUCAUAUCAUAUCAUUACACAAUCGUGUUGAAAUGAUCCUAGUCAAUACAAGUGUUAUACGUGAGUUACAAGGAAAGUUAAAUUCGCUGAAAUAUUCUCACUUACAAUUAAUUAAUCAAUUUCAUAAUUUUAAUCAAUUAAUAUCUAAUCAAUUAGAAUGUGUUCAGGUAAUGUUUAAUCGAUAUAGUGAACAAUACACCAUAACUACUGAUGAGACACUGCGAGUACGAAACACAUUAGAAGGUGAAGAGAAAGCACGAGGAGAAAGAGAAGAAGAAGAUGUUGUCAUAGUUGUCAACAAUCAAAAUUGGUGGUCAAAUGAGCCUGACCUAUCAACAACAAAUGAGGCUUAUUUGAAAGAAUUAUCUGAAUUAAAGCUAAAAUAUGAGAAUCUACAAGAUCAGUUGUCUAAAUCUGAAGAAGAAUCACACGCAUUGAAAGCUAAUCUACAAGAUAUUGAAAAUCAGUUGAAGUUAUCGAUUUCAGAGAAUCAGCUGACCGAUUUGAAAGAAGCGAUAGAAUUAGUCGAUUGUGAGAAUAGUGCUUAUGUGAGAAGAUAUAUGUUUAGCGCAUAUAUUGAUUAUGUGAAUCAAAUUAUACAUGAACAUAAAACUAGCUGUCGUCUACCGUAUAGUUAUCAGCCUAGUCAGGAACAUACAGUACAAGAUAAUGUAAGUGUUGUUGUAUCACAAAUAGAAAAUCAAUAUGAUCAAUCCGAUUAUCAAUUAUGCACAUUGAAUGAAUCAAUACAUCGUAUUAGUGAAUUACAUCAACUUCUCUUGCAACAUCAUCAACAACAACAACAAGAACAGUCGAGGAAUCAGCGGCAGCAGCAAAGUAGCUUCCCCGUAGAUAUUGAACAAGAUCAAUAUCCAUUUAGUCAAGAAAUCGAUAAAUUACUAGAUGAUGAUAAAACGGAAAGUGUCACUUUGAGUCAAAGUGAAUUCACUCAGAGAUUGGGGCAUGCUAUAAAUGUCAUUUAUGAAGAAUUAAUUCGAUGUCAAAGACUUGUUGAUAAGUUGUUGAAUGAAAAAGCCAACCACUGUAAUAUUAUCAGCCAACAAGCACAUGAGAUACAACAAUUGAACACGAGACUGAUAGCAAUUCAGAACGAUUCAACCAGACAAAUCUAUCCUUCAGAUGAUAUUGCUCAACACUGGGAAUACACUCAAACAUAUAUACCCCAUAAACCUGCAGAAGACAGUACUCCACGGAACGAUAUUCUCGACCAAUUCAUCGAAAUUCAACGAGUAUCGCCCUCCAUGAAAUCCACUAAUCAACAGGAACAGACAGGAGUCACACAUCUCGAUGAACCGUCUAAACCCUCACUAUCCGAAUAUAACGCAUUGGACGAGAUGUGUAGAGAUUUGCAGCGUGCACUGGACACACGAUCAUCGGAGUUGGAGACAGUAGUUGAGAAAAUGAGAGGAUGUGAAUCAGUGAAUGCAGCGUUGAGGCGUGAGUGUGAGUUGUUGAAGCAUCGUGUAGAGAAGUACACAAGGGUGACGACUGAUCUGGAGAAUGAUGUGAGUCGAGCGAAGGCACUUCUGCCAGUAGUUGUGAAUGAGCUGAGAGACUUGCGCAUCGACUAUGCAGAUUGGUGUAGAGAACACGAAGAACGAGUUGGUGAGUGCAUUGAAGCUGUUGGGACAGCACUAUCAGCAUCAGUUCCUGUAUCAUCGUCAUCGGAUGAUGUUGGUGGUGGUGUGGUUGAACGUGUGGACCGUGAUUGUGGAACGAGUGAUUGGCCAGAGGAGUUGUUGGAUGCUUCUGUGAGCGAAAUGAGAAGACUGUGCGAUUCGAACCGUGAGCUGUCAGAGGAUCUGUGUAAGUACCGAGAAUUGUGUGAUAAACAAGCGUCGGAGAUAUCAUCGAUGCAGAUAGCUUUGCGUGAAGCAGUUGAGCAAGCGUCAUCGUCACACAAUGAACUGGAGGCUUCUAGACAGGAGAAAGUGAGCGAGCUGUCAGAGUUGGAGAGACGACUGGCUGUUUCGAGAGAGGAGUGUUGUGCAUUACAGGAUGAAGUGAACCGACUUGAGAAGUCGAUAGAAGAGAAUUGUAAGACAGCGGUUGCAAUAGCCAGUCGAGACUGGGAGUUGCACAUAGAGCAAGUGACGAGUGAACGUGACACUGCGCUUAGAGAGUUGGAGGAACUACGUGGAAGACUGGAUGCAGCAGAGAGUGUGAAGAUUCGAGGUGUUGAAGAAGCAGAAGCACAAGCAGAAGCUGGAACAGUAGCAGGCGAAGAAGCGGUGAGGAGAGUGAUGACAAGCGAUGUGAGAACUGAGAAAGUCAUCGAGUGUGUCAUUGAACAUGAUGUUGCCUUGUCGUCAGGAUUGACACGUGACUGGAGAGAGACUGUGAGCGUGGGAGUUGGUCAUGAUGUUGACGACGACGACGAGUUGAUUGGCGGAACGGUAGUUGACGGUUGGAGCGACUACAAGUUGGAGUGGAGCGCUACUGGUGAUGAGGACAAGUGGCCGGCGAGUGUACCGAGUAGUGUUGUAUUUGUGGAUGCAGGCACUCAGGUGGUGGUUAGUGAGUUCCCGUUGAUCAGUGGUGAUGAGAGUUUGUCAAAAUCAGAGUCAGGUGUUGUUGGUGUGGUGGAUGAUGGUGUAGAUGCGACUGGUGUUGUUGAAAUGGAGGCGGUGGCUUCGGUGUCGGCGGCGGCGGCGGCGGCGUCAGAGGAGGAAUCGCGUAAGUCGAUGGACGAGCUACGUGCAGAGUUGGCCUUCUGCUAUGACCAGAUAGCGACGCUAUCGAGAUGUGUGGAGGAGAGCGGUGACUCGUUGAGAGAUGUGCGUCAUUUGUUGAGUGUGAAGGAGAGAGAGGUAGCUGAACUGGAGGAGGAGAAGCGUCGUUUGUCGGUGGAGGUGAGUGAGGGUCAUGAGACACUGUGUGCAGAACGACGCGAUUUGGAGAUGCUUCGUGCGAAUGUUUCUGCGUUGGAGAAGGAGAUGGAGGUGAUGACGAGGCGGCGACGGGAUAUUGAGAGUGGUGUAUCAGAUGGUGUUGUUGGAGAGGAAGUGUGUGUGCAAACGGAGAUGGAGGAUGUCUUCGACUUGGUGUCGAAGCUUCAGCUGGAAGUGUCUCGUCUGCGUAGUGCGCAAUUGAAUGUAACAAGUUCCAUGGAAGUAUGUGAUAGGCUUCCUGUUUUGGAAUCUUCGCCAUGGAUUGUUUCUGUUCCGCCUGCUAUUUGUGUGAGUGAAUCGUCGUCUUUUGUCUACCCUUCGGCGUCUGUUUCACUACAGGCCAGUAAACCUACAUCAGAUUCUAGCAUGUCUAUUCGAAUUGUUCCUCCUGUUAUUGAUUCUCAGGGCUGUUUCUCACUUCCUUCUGAAUAUCAAAAGCUUCCUGCUGCUAGCGAUGUUGUUUCUUCAGUCCCCUCAUUUGAAAUGACUCCAAUUAUUUCGUCGACUCUGGCUUCUUCUUUAUCUAGUGACCUUGUCACGCAUCGUGAUUCACUUUCAGUUGUCUCCACAUCUUCGUAUAUCUCUUCAGUUCCUUCGUAUAAAUGUGAAACAGUUGAAGCUAGUAUCCCACCGCCUCCUGUUAGACACUUCUCUACUCACCCUAUAAUUGAAAUUUCUAAAGAAUAUUCAAUUUCACUACUGAAGACAGAUGUCGGGGAAGCUUCUAAUGUUGUUCUCAGUUCGCCCAGUAAAUGGGAUGUCGAGGAUACCGGAAUAAACCUAACCACCUCAUUGGGAAACCAAAAUGUCGUUGAAGAAUCUGCCACAGAUGAAUCGAAUCUUCUUAUGUAUCUACCGAAAGAUUCAAGUAUGAUGUCGUCAACUAGUCAAAUUUCCCUUGAAUCUAAGGCCAUCACAUUUGAUCAAUCGACUGAUGAUGGAAUGAGGAGGGAUAUGUGCUUAGAACCUGAUACUUUGUCCAGUCGACAGCUUAAAUCAUCAGUCCCUGAAAUAUUUUUGACAUUACAACGGCCACAACCACCAACACAACGAUCUGCUCAAGAUAUUUUUGAAGAGACAGACAAUAUUUCUGAAAUGUUAUUCACUCCUUCAGUAGUAGUGAAUACUACUGUCACUUUGGAUCCAUUGGGAGAAACGUAUCAGAAAGCCUCAAUGCCAGAGUUAUUCUGUCAAGCAAUAGAAAGCGACACUCAUCUUCAAGAUGAGAAAAUGCUAAUCAAUUCACUUAUACCACCACCACCUCGACUUCCUACAAGAGUCACUCUCAGUGAUUCAAAGUUCCAGUCUUCAGUACAUCCUAAAGAAGUAUAUAAGACAAUUGUCCCUGAGGAGACUAAAACAUCAGAGCCUACUAGACUAUCAUCCUCGGUUGAACCAGAUAACAAUGAAAGUCAAUUCUACGCUAAGCCUACAGAAUACAUAUCCAAAGAAUUUAGAAGUAUAUACGACGGAGGGAUAACACAUCCUUUAGACAUGAUGGACGACACCACCAAUGUGGUACAACCAUCACAGAUAUUUAAUCCAUUAGGAGAAGAAGAUGAACAUCAGACAAUUGAAAUUCAGGCAGAAAUACACCGAAGCGACAUCGUGUCGUCGUCAGCAAGGCAAUCGAGUAGUCCUCUACCGAGUGGAACAAAAGUUGAUGAAACUCCUGCUUAUGCAUCUACGAUACUUGAAACAUCUCAAAGAUGGAGUGAUGAAAUACCCACAUUAGAAGAUAAUCAACGCACAAGUGACAAAUUCACAAACUUACCAUUCUCUGUAACACAAAACGAUGCACCAAGCACCGAAAAUAUGAACCUACAACCAACAAUAAUAAAUAAUCAAUUAGAUAUCAAUCAAACCGAUCAAGCAUAUCAUUACCAUACCAAAAAUUACCACUACACUGAAGACAAAAGUACAAAAUAUACGCGAGAUGAACAGCAAGCAGAAAGCCAGACAACAGAAAGAAUACCGACCGAACAAACACCUACGAGUACCAAAAAUAACCUGGAAACGAUAACUGAAAUAAACAUAUACAAAACAAAAAUAAUCACAAAAGAAAAGAUAAUUUCUAAGGAAAUAACAGUGAACAAAAUAACGACACCGGAGAAACCAAUAUAUCCAGAAACCUGUCAAACACAUACUAUAUCAGAUAACGUUAUUCAACAACAUUCCGACGAAACCGAACCAGAUAUUCUUCCGGAUCGACUUCAGCCACAGGCUAGUGACUCAAGUGUUGUGGGCGUUCCAGACGAGGAAGUGAUCUCACCUGUUCGUGUGAUUCAGAGUCAGACAAGACCAGUGAGUGAGGAUGCAGAACUCGACGUGUUGAGUACAGAUAGUCUGAGAGAGAGACUGAGGGAUGCGAUGAACAGAAUCAGUGAACUUGAGAAUGCCAAGGCAGAGCUCAGUGUGCGUGUAUGUGAGCUGGAAGGUGUCGUUGUGUGUGACGACAAGUCGACGAGUGUGGGUGAGAGUUUGUCAAAGGAGGUUGAAGAGGCUGUCGCCUUAUCGAAACACAAUGAGGAUCUGAAGAGAGAGGUGGACUUGUUGCGAAACAGUGUAUCAGAACGCACGACACUGUUGGACGAUGUGUGCGUGGAGAUGAAUGAGAUUAGAGGAUCACUGGGCUCCCUGUUGAGUCAGGUGAGAGAUUUGCGUGCAGCACAUACGGAAGCGAACGCCGAUCGAGCCGACAUGGCGAACAAACUGAUUGAAUAUGAACGGGCUGCAGUUUGCUUGGAUUCAGCUGCCGAUGAACCGUCGAAACCUUCACUAUCCGAAUAUAACGCAUUGGACGAGAUGUGUAGAGAUUUGCAGCGUGCACUGGACACACGAUCAUCGGAGUUGGAGACAGUAGUUGAGAAAAUGAGAGGAUGUGAAUCAGUGAAUGCAGCGUUGAGGCGUGAGUGUGAGUUGUUGAAGCAUCGUGUAGAGAAGUACACAAGGGUGACGACUGAUCUGGAGAAUGAUGUGAGUCGAGCGAAGGCACUUCUGCCAGUAGUUGUGAAUGAGCUGAGAGACUUGCGCACCGACUAUGCAGAUUGGUGUAGAGAACACGAAGAACGAGUUGGUGAGUGCAUUGAAGCUGUUGGGACAGCACUAUCAGCAUCAGUUCCUGCAUCAUCGUCAUCGGAUGAUGUUGGUGGUGGUGUGGUUGAACGUGUGGACCGUGAUUGUGGAACGAGUGAUUGGCCAGAGGAGUUGUUGGAUGCUUCUGUGAGCGAAAUGAGAAGACUGUGCGAUUCGAACCGUGAGCUGUCAGAGGAUCUGUGUAAGUACCGAGAAUUGUGUGAUAAACAAGCGUCGGAGAUAUCAUCGAUGCAGAUAGCUUUGCGUGAAGCAGUUGAGCAAGCGUCAUCGUCACACAAUGAACUGGAGGCUUCUAGACAGGAGAAAGUGAGCGAGCUGUCAGAGUUGGAGAGACGACUGGCUGUUUCGAGAGAGGAGUGUUGUGCAUUACAGGAUGAAGUGAACCGACUUGAGAAGUCGAUAGAAGAGAAUUGUAAGACAGCGGUUGCAAUAGCCAGUCGAGACUGGGAGUUGCACAUAGAGCAAGUGACGAGUGAACGUGACACUGCGCUUAGAGAGUUGGAGGAACUACGUGGAAGACUGGAUGCAGCAGAGAGUGUGAAGAUUCGAGGUGUUGAAGAAGCAGAAGCACAAGCAGAAGCUGGAACAGUAGCAGGCGAAGAAGCGGUGAGGAGAGUGAUGACAAGCGAUGUGAGAACUGAGAAAGUCAUCGAGUGUGUCAUUGAACAUGAUGUUGCCUUGUCGUCAGGAUUGACACGUGACUGGAGAGAGACUGUGAGCGUGGGAGUUGGUCAUGAUGUUGACGACGACGACGAGUUGAUUGGCGGAACGGUAGUUGACGGUUGGAGCGACUACAAGUUGGAGUGGAGCGCUACUGGUGAUGAGGACAAGUGGCCGGCGAGUGUACCGAGUAGUGUUGUAUUUGUGGAUGCAGGCACUCAGGUGGUGGUUAGUGAGUUCCCGUUGAUCAGUGGUGAUGAGAGUUUGUCAAAAUCAGAGUCAGGUGUUGUUGGUGUGGUGGAUGAUGGUGUAGAUGCGACUGGUGUUGUUGAAAUGGAGGCGGUGGCUUCGGUGUCGGCGGCGGCGGCGGCGGCGUCAGAGGAGGAAUCGCGUAAGUCGAUGGACGAGCUACGUGCAGAGUUGGCCUUCUGCUAUGACCAGAUAGCGACGCUAUCGAGAUGUGUGGAGGAGAGCGGUGACUCGUUGAGAGAUGUGCGUCAUUUGUUGAGUGUGAAGGAGAGAGAGGUAGCUGAACUGGAGGAGGAGAAGCGUCGUUUGUCGAUGGAGGUGAGUGAGGGUCAUGAGACACUGUGUGCAGAACGACGCGAUUUGGAGAUGCUUCGUGCGAAUGUUUCUGCGUUGGAGAAGGAGAUGGAGGUGAUGACGAGGCGGCGACGGGAUAUUGAGAGUGGUGUAUCAGAUGGUGUUGUUGGAGAGGAAGUGUGUGUGCAAACGGAGAUGGAGGAUGUCUUCGACUUGGUGUCGAAGCUUCAGCUGGAAGUGUCUCGUCUGCGUAGUGAACAAUUGACGAUGUCCAUAGCUCUCGAGCUUUCCCAGUGUGAGUUGGACAGGAAACGUGAUGAAGUGCAGAAGUUGGAAUCACGCGUUGCGGCGGUGGAGGCGAGUCGAUCCAUACCUUGUGAAGGUUUGACGAGAACGCCUGAUGUGACUGUUGAUGAGUUGACGCGAGUCGACUAUCCAGUUGAAGUGGAAGCAGCUGUUUUGUCUGGUCUUCCGGAUAGGGCGUUAGUAGAGACUGUCGUGUGUGACACAGUAGGAGACAUUGUUCCGGAUCGACUUCAGCCACAGGCUAGUGACUCAAGUGUUGUGGGCGUUCCAGACGAGGAAGUGAUCUCACCUGUUCGUGUGAUUCAGAGUCAGACAAGACCAGUGAGUGAGGAUGCAGAACUCGACGUGUUGAGUACAGACAGUCUGAGAGAGAGACUGAGGGAUGCGAUGAACAGAAUCAGUGAACUUGAGAAUGCCAAGGCAGAGCUCAGUGUGCGUGUAUGUGAGCUGGAAGGUGUCGUUGUGUGUGACGACAAGUCGACGAGUGUGGGUGAGAGUUUGUCAAAGGAGGUUGAAGAGGCUGUCGCCUUAUCGAAACACAAUGAGGAUCUGAAGAGAGAGGUGGACUUGUUGCGAAACAGUGUAUCAGAACGCACGACACUGUUGGACGAUGUGUGCGUGGAGAUGAAUGAGAUUAGAGGAUCACUGGGCUCCCUGUUGAGUCAGGUGAGAGAUUUGCGUGCAGCACAUACGGAAGCGAACGCCGAUCGAGCCGACAUGGCGAACAAACUGAUUGAAUAUGAACGGGCUGCAGUUUGCUUGGAUUCAGCUGCCGAUGAACCGUCGAAACCCUCACUAUCCGAAUAUAACGCAUUGGACGAGAUGUGUAGAGAUUUGCAGCGUGCACUGGACACACGAUCAUCGGAGUUGGAGACAGUAGUUGAGAAAAUGAGAGGAUGUGAAUCAGUGAAUGCAGCGUUGACGCGUGAGUGUGAGUUGUUGAAGCAUCGUGUAGAGAAGUACACAAGGGUGACGACUGAUCUGGAGAAUGAUGUGAGUCGAGCGAAGGCACUUCUGCCAGUAGUUGUGAAUGAGCUGAGAGACUUGCGCACCGACUAUGCAGAUUGGUGUAGAGAACACGAAGAACGAGUUGGUGAGUGCAUUGAAGCUGUUGGGACAGCACUAUCAGCAUCAGUUCCUGCAUCAUCGUCAUCGGAUGAUGUUGGUGGUGGUGUGGUUGAACGUGUGGACCGUGAUUGUGGAACGAGUGAUUGGCCAGAGGAGUUGUUGGAUGCUUCUGUGAGCGAAAUGAGAAGACUGUGCGAUUCGAACCGUGAGCUGUCAGAGGAUCUGUGUAAGUACCGAGAAUUGUGUGAUAAACAAGCGUCGGAGAUAUCAUCGAUGCAGAUAGCUUUGCGUGAAGCAGUUGAGCAAGCGUCAUCGUCACACAAUGAACUCGAGGCUUCUAGACAGGAGAAAGUGAGCGAGCUGUCAGAGUUGGAGAGACGACUGGCUGUUUCGAGAGAGGAGUGUUGUGCAUUACAGGAUGAAGUGAACCGACUUGAGAAGUCGAUAGAAGAGAAUUGUAAGACAGCGGUUGCAAUAGCCAGUCGAGACUGGGAGUUGCACAUAGAGCAAGUGACGAGUGAACGUGACACUGCGCUUAGAGAGUUGGAGGAACUACGUGGAAGACUGGAUGCAGCAGAGAGUGUGAAGAUUCGAGGUGUUGAAGAAGCAGAAGCACAAGCAGAAGCUGGAACAGUAGCAGGCGAAGAAGCGGUGAGGAGAGUGAUGACAAGCGAUGUGAGAACUGAGAAAGUCAUCGAGUGUGUCAUUGAACAUGAUGUUGCCUUGUCGUCAGGAUUGACACGUGACUGGAGAGAGACUGUGAGCGUGGGAGUUGGUCAUGAUGUUGACGACGACGACGAGUUGAUUGGCGGAACGGUAGUUGACGGUUGGAGCGACUACAAGUUGGAGUGGAGCGCUACUGGUGAUGAGGACAAGUGGCCGGCGAGUGUACCGAGUAGUGUUGUAUUUGUGGAUGCAGGCACUCAGGUGGUGGUUAGUGAGUUCCCGUUGAUCAGUGGUGAUGAGAGUUUGUCAAAAUCAGAGUCAGGUGUUGUUGGUGUGGUGGAUGAUGGUGUAGAUGCGACUGGUGUUGUUGAAAUGGAGGCGGUGGCUUCGGUGUCGGCGGCGGCGGCGGCGGCGUCAGAGGAGGAAUCGCGUAAGUCGAUGGACGAGCUACGUGCAGAGUUGGCCUUCUGCUAUGACCAGAUAGCGACGCUAUCGAGAUGUGUGGAGGAGAGCGGUGACUCGUUGAGAGAUGUGCGUCAUUUGUUGAGUGUGAAGGAGAGAGAGGUAGCUGAACUGGAGGAGGAGAAGCGUCGUUUGUCGGUGGAGGUGAGUGAGGGUCAUGAGACACUGUGUGCAGAACGACGCGAUUUGGAGAUGCUUCGUGCGAAUGUUUCUGCGUUGGAGAAGGAGAUGGAGGUGAUGACGAGGCGGCGACGGGAUAUUGAGAGUGGUGUAUCAGAUGGUGUUGUUGGAGAGGAAGUGUGUGUGCAAACGGAGAUGGAGGAUGUCUUCGACUUGGUGUCGAAGCUUCAGCUGGAAGUGUCUCGUCUGCGUAGUGAACAAUUGACGAUGUCCAUAGCUCUCGAGCUUUCCCAGUGUGAGUUGGACAGGAAACGUGAUGAAGUGCAGAAGUUGGAAUCACGCGUUGCGGCGGUGGAGGCGAGUCGAUCCAUACCUUGUGAAGGUUUGACGAGAACGCCUGAUGUGACUGUUGAUGAGUUGACGCGAGUCGACUAUCCAGUUGAAGUGGAAGCAGCUGUUUUGUCUGGUCUUCCGGAUAGGGCAGAUUUGCAGCGUGCACUGGACACACGAUCAUCGGAGUUGGAGACAGUAGUUGAGAAAAUGAGAGGAUGUGAAUCAGUGAAUGCAGCGUUGACGCGUGAGUGUGAGUUGUUGAAGCAUCGUGUAGAGAAGUACACAAGGGUGACGACUGAUCUGGAGAAUGAUGUGAGUCGAGCGAAGGCACUUCUGCCAGUAGUUGUGAAUGAGCUGAGAGACUUGCGCACCGACUAUGCAGAUUGGUGUAGAGAACACGAAGAACGAGUUGGUGAGUGCAUUGAAGCUGUUGGGACAGCACUAUCAGCAUCAGUUCCUGCAUCAUCGUCAUCGGAUGAUGUUGGUGGUGGUGUGGUUGAACGUGUGGACCGUGAUUGUGGAACGAGUGAUUGGCCAGAGGAGUUGUUGGAUGCUUCUGUGAGCGAAAUGAGAAGACUGUGCGAUUCGAACCGUGAGCUGUCAGAGGAUCUGUGUAAGUACCGAGAAUUGUGUGAUAAACAAGCGUCGGAGAUAUCAUCGAUGCAGAUAGCUUUGCGUGAAGCAGUUGAGCAAGCGUCAUCGUCACACAAUGAACUCGAGGCUUCUAGACAGGAGAAAGUGAGCGAGCUGUCAGAGUUGGAGAGACGACUGGCUGUUUCGAGAGAGGAGUGUUGUGCAUUACAGGAUGAAGUGAACCGACUUGAGAAGUCGAUAGAAGAGAAUUGUAAGACAGCGGUUGCAAUAGCCAGUCGAGACUGGGAGUUGCACAUAGAGCAAGUGACGAGUGAACGUGACACUGCGCUUAGAGAGUUGGAGGAACUACGUGGAAGACUGGAUGCAGCAGAGAGUGUGAAGAUUCGAGGUGUUGAAGAAGCAGAAGCACAAGCAGAAGCUGGAACAGUAGCAGGCGAAGAAGCGGUGAGGAGAGUGAUGACAAGCGAUGUGAGAACUGAGAAAGUCAUCGAGUGUGUCAUUGAACAUGAUGUUGCCUUGUCGUCAGGAUUGACACGUGACUGGAGAGAGACUGUGAGCGUGGGAGUUGGUCAUGAUGUUGACGACGACGACGAGUUGAUUGGCGGAACGGUAGUUGACGGUUGGAGCGACUACAAGUUGGAGUGGAGCGCUACUGGUGAUGAGGACAAGUGGCCGGCGAGUGUACCGAGUAGUGUUGUAUUUGUGGAUGCAGGCACUCAGGUGGUGGUUAGUGAGUUCCCGUUGAUCAGUGGUGAUGAGAGUUUGUCAAAAUCAGAGUCAGGUGUUGUUGGUGUGGUGGAUGAUGGUGUAGAUGCGACUGGUGUUGUUGAAAUGGAGGCGGUGGCUUCGGUGUCGGCGGCGGCGGCGGCGGCGUCAGAGGAGGAAUCGCGUAAGUCGAUGGACGAGCUACGUGCAGAGUUGGCCUUCUGCUAUGACCAGAUAGCGACGCUAUCGAGAUGUGUGGAGGAGAGCGGUGACUCGUUGAGAGAUGUGCGUCAUUUGUUGAGUGUGAAGGAGAGAGAGGUAGCUGAACUGGAGGAGGAGAAGCGUCGUUUGUCGGUGGAGGUGAGUGAGGGUCAUGAGACACUGUGUGCAGAACGACGCGAUUUGGAGAUGCUUCGUGCGAAUGUUUCUGCGUUGGAGAAGGAGAUGGAGGUGAUGACGAGGCGGCGACGGGAUAUUGAGAGUGGUGUAUCAGAUGGUGUUGUUGGAGAGGAAGUGUGUGUGCAAACGGAGAUGGAGGAUGUCUUCGACUUGGUGUCGAAGCUUCAGCUGGAAGUGUCUCGUCUGCGUAGUGAACAAUUGACGAUGUCCAUAGCUCUCGAGCUUUCCCAGUGUGAGUUGGACAGGAAACGUGAUGAAGUGCAGAAGUUGGAAUCACGCGUUGCGGCGGUGGAGGCGAGUCGAUCCAUACCUUGUGAAGGUUUGACGAGAACGCCUGAUGUGACUGUUGAUGAGUUGACGCGAGUCGACUAUCCAGUUGAAGUGGAAGCAGCUGUUUUGUCUGGUCUUCCGGAUAGGGCGUUAGUAGAGACUGUCGUGUGUGACACAGUAGGAGACAUUGUUCCGGAUCGACUUCAGCCACAGGCUAGUGACUCAAGUGUUGUGGGCGUUCCAGACGAGGAAGUGAUCUCACCUGUUCGUGUGAUUCAGAGUCAGACAAGACCAGUGAGUGAGGAUGCAGAACUCGACGUGUUGAGUACAGACAGUCUGAGAGAGAGACUGAGGGAUGCGAUGAACAGAAUCAGUGAACUUGAGAAUGCCAAGGCAGAGCUCAGUGUGCGUGUAUGUGAGCUGGAAGGUGUCGUUGUGUGUGACGACAAGUCGACGAGUGUGGGUGAGAGUUUGUCAAAGGAGGUUGAAGAGGCUGUCGCCUUAUCGAAACACAAUGAGGAUCUGAAGAGAGAGGUGGACUUGUUGCGAAACAGUGUAUCAGAACGCACGACACUGUUGGACGAUGUGUGCGUGGAGAUGAAUGAGAUUAGAGGAUCACUGGGCUCCCUGUUGAGUCAGGUGAGAGAUUUGCGUGCAGCACAUACGGAAGCGAACGCCGAUCGAGCCGACAUGGCGAACAAACUGAUUGAAUAUGAACGGGCUGCAGUUUGCUUGGAUUCAGCUGCCGAUGAACCGUCGAAACCCUCACUAUCCGAAUAUAACGCAUUGGACGAGAUGUGUAGAGAUUUGCAGCGUGCACUGGACACACGAUCAUCGGAGUUGGAGACAGUAGUUGAGAAAAUGAGAGGAUGUGAAUCAGUGAAUGCAGCGUUGACGCGUGAGUGUGAGUUGUUGAAGCAUCGUGUAGAGAAGUACACAAGGGUGACGACUGAUCUGGAGAAUGAUGUGAGUCGAGCGAAGGCACUUCUGCCAGUAGUUGUGAAUGAGCUGAGAGACUUGCGCACCGACUAUGCAGAUUGGUGUAGAGAACACGAAGAACGAGUUGGUGAGUGCAUUGAAGCUGUUGGGACAGCACUAUCAGCAUCAGUUCCUGCAUCAUCGUCAUCGGAUGAUGUUGGUGGUGGUGUGGUUGAACGUGUGGACCGUGAUUGUGGAACGAGUGAUUGGCCAGAGGAGUUGUUGGAUGCUUCUGUGAGCGAAAUGAGAAGACUGUGCGAUUCGAACCGUGAGCUGUCAGAGGAUCUGUGUAAGUACCGAGAAUUGUGUGAUAAACAAGCGUCGGAGAUAUCAUCGAUGCAGAUAGCUUUGCGUGAAGCAGUUGAGCAAGCGUCAUCGUCACACAAUGAACUCGAGGCUUCUAGACAGGAGAAAGUGAGCGAGCUGUCAGAGUUGGAGAGACGACUGGCUGUUUCGAGAGAGGAGUGUUGUGCAUUACAGGAUGAAGUGAACCGACUUGAGAAGUCGAUAGAAGAGAAUUGUAAGACAGCGGUUGCAAUAGCCAGUCGAGACUGGGAGUUGCACAUAGAGCAAGUGACGAGUGAACGUGACACUGCGCUUAGAGAGUUGGAGGAACUACGUGGAAGACUGGAUGCAGCAGAGAGUGUGAAGAUUCGAGGUGUUGAAGAAGCAGAAGCACAAGCAGAAGCUGGAACAGUAGCAGGCGAAGAAGCGGUGAGGAGAGUGAUGACAAGCGAUGUGAGAACUGAGAAAGUCAUCGAGUGUGUCAUUGAACAUGAUGUUGCCUUGUCGUCAGGAUUGACACGUGACUGGAGAGAGACUGUGAGCGUGGGAGUUGGUCAUGAUGUUGACGACGACGACGAGUUGAUUGGCGGAACGGUAGUUGACGGUUGGAGCGACUACAAGUUGGAGUGGAGCGCUACUGGUGAUGAGGACAAGUGGCCGGCGAGUGUACCGAGUAGUGUUGUAUUUGUGGAUGCAGGCACUCAGGUGGUGGUUAGUGAGUUCCCGUUGAUCAGUGGUGAUGAGAGUUUGUCAAAAUCAGAGUCAGGUGUUGUUGGUGUGGUGGAUGAUGGUGUAGAUGCGACUGGUGUUGUUGAAAUGGAGGCGGUGGCUUCGGUGUCGGCGGCGGCGGCGGCGGCGUCAGAGGAGGAAUCGCGUAAGUCGAUGGACGAGCUACGUGCAGAGUUGGCCUUCUGCUAUGACCAGAUAGCGACGCUAUCGAGAUGUGUGGAGGAGAGCGGUGACUCGUUGAGAGAUGUGCGUCAUUUGUUGAGUGUGAAGGAGAGAGAGGUAGCUGAACUGGAGGAGGAGAAGCGUCGUUUGUCGGUGGAGGUGAGUGAGGGUCAUGAGACACUGUGUGCAGAACGACGCGAUUUGGAGAUGCUUCGUGCGAAUGUUUCUGCGUUGGAGAAGGAGAUGGAGGUGAUGACGAGGCGGCGACGGGAUAUUGAGAGUGGUGUAUCAGAUGGUGUUGUUGGAGAGGAAGUGUGUGUGCAAACGGAGAUGGAGGAUGUCUUCGACUUGGUGUCGAAGCUUCAGCUGGAAGUGUCUCGUCUGCGUAGUGAACAAUUGACGAUGUCCACAGCUCUCGAGCUUUCCCAGUGUGAGUUGGACAGGAAACGUGAUGAAGUGCAGAAGUUGGAAUCACGCGUUGCGGCGGUGGAGGCGAGUCGAUCCAUACCUUGUGAAGGUUUGACGAGAACGCCUGAUGUGACUGUUGAUGAGUUGACGCGAGUCGACUAUCCAGUUGAAGUGGAAGCAGCUGUUUUGUCUGGUCUUCCGGAUAGGGCGUUAGUAGAGACUGUCGUGUGUGACACAGUAGGAGACAUUGUUCCGGAUCGACUUCAGCCACAGGCUAGUGACUCAAGUGUUGUGGGCGUUCCAGACGAGGAAGUGAUCUCACCUGUUCGUGUGAUUCAGAGUCAGACAAGACCAGUGAGUGAGGAUGCAGAACUCGACGUGUUGAGUACAGACAGUCUGAGAGAGAGACUGAGGGAUGCGAUGAACAGAAUCAGUGAACUUGAGAAUGCCAAGGCAGAGCUCAGUGUGCGUGUAUGUGAGCUGGAAGGUGUCGUUGUGUGUGACGACAAGUCGACGAGUGUGGGUGAGAGUUUGUCAAAGGAGGUUGAAGAGGCUGUCGCCUUAUCGAAACACAAUGAGGAUCUGAAGAGAGAGGUGGACUUGUUGCGAAACAGUGUAUCAGAACGCACGACACUGUUGGACGAUGUGUGCGUGGAGAUGAAUGAGAUUAGAGGAUCACUGGGCUCCCUGUUGAGUCAGGUGAGAGAUUUGCGUGCAGCACAUACGGAAGCGAACGCCGAUCGAGCCGACAUGGCGAACAAACUGAUUGAAUAUGAACGGGCUGCAGUUUGCUUGGAUUCAGCUGCCGAUGAACCGUCGAAACCUUCACUAUCCGAAUAUAACGCAUUGGACGAGAUGUGUAGAGAUUUGCAGCGUGCACUGGACACACGAUCAUCGGAGUUGGAGACAGUAGUUGAGAAAAUGAGAGGAUGUGAAUCAGUGAAUGCAGCGUUGACGCGUGAGUGUGAGUUGUUGAAGCAUCGUGUAGAGAAGUACACAAGGGUGACGACUGAUCUGGAGAAUGAUGUGAGUCGAGCGAAGGCACUUCUGCCAGUAGUUGUGAAUGAGCUGAGAGACUUGCGCACCGACUAUGCAGAUUGGUGUAGAGAACACGAAGAACGAGUUGGUGAGUGCAUUGAAGCUGUUGGGACAGCACUAUCAGCAUCAGUUCCUGCAUCAUCGUCAUCGGAUGAUGUUGGUGGUGGUGUGGUUGAACGUGUGGACCGUGAUUGUGGAACGAGUGAUUGGCCAGAGGAGUUGUUGGAUGCUUCUGUGAGCGAAAUGAGAAGACUGUGCGAUUCGAACCGUGAGCUGUCAGAGGAUCUGUGUAAGUACCGAGAAUUGUGUGAUAAACAAGCGUCGGAGAUAUCAUCGAUGCAGAUAGCUUUGCGUGAAGCAGUUGAGCAAGCGUCAUCGUCACACAAUGAACUCGAGGCUUCUAGACAGGAGAAAGUGAGCGAGCUGUCAGAGUUGGAGAGACGACUGGCUGUUUCGAGAGAGGAGUGUUGUGCAUUACAGGAUGAAGUGAACCGACUUGAGAAGUCGAUAGAAGAGAAUUGUAAGACAGCGGUUGCAAUAGCCAGUCGAGACUGGGAGUUGCACAUAGAGCAAGUGACGAGUGAACGUGACACUGCGCUUAGAGAGUUGGAGGAACUACGUGGAAGACUGGAUGCAGCAGAGAGUGUGAAGAUUCGAGGUGUUGAAGAAGCAGAAGCACAAGCAGAAGCUGGAACAGUAGCAGGCGAAGAAGCGGUGAGGAGAGUGAUGACAAGCGAUAUGGGGACUCCGGUGUUCGGCUACUCGACACAUGAUAAAUCACUUUGUUCUGGUCUUACGCCGGUUAAUUUUGAUUCAAUGAAUAUUGGCGUUUCAGGUGAAGCCCUCGUGUGUUCAGCCUCUAUGGAAUUUCCGCGUUUUUCUGUUUCUUUGCCAUCACUUUCUCCCUCUGGUUCACGUUUUGUUUCAUCCCCGUCUCAGUUACCCUUUUCUGUUAUUCAACCUCGUGAACCUGAUCAAUUGUUUACAUCUGGUCUUGAUUCUGAACUUUCUCAUUUACGUCGUCAAUUUUCUAAAACUUCAAUGUCUUUAAUGUAUGCCGUUGAUUUGGUUGAUUAUUGUUUCAAUCUCUUGUUGUUAUUUACUCGUCUAUUGACUGAAAUCCUGCACAACUCAUCGUCUUCCAUUCUAGACAGUCAUAUGUCUUCCAAUGUAAUAAACAGUUUGAAAAAUAUUCUAUCCAUUUCAAAUUCAUCUUAUUUUACUGAAUAUUUUGGUGAUUAUACUCAGAUUUUAUCAGAAUUUACAAAUUUAUGUGAUCUCAUCACAUCGAAUCAUCAAUCCACAUGUUCAAUUUGUCAUCAAAUCAUUGUGAACAACGAUUCGUUGAUUUUAUCUAGUUUAUGCGUGAAUUGUCUGACAGAUUUAGAAGGUUUAAAUUAUGCCAGUUUUAGAGAAUUUAUCAAUUUGAGUAAGACGACUCAAUAUCCUAAUGUCGCGUCUACUGAUUCUUUUGAUAUACCCUCUGAACAUCCUACAACUAACGAUAUGAAUGAUGAAAUAAGUGAAGCUAUCAGACAGUCACCUACUUACCUAGCUGUACCUAUCAAUGCCGAGGAUGAGAUUCGUGAUACUACUCAUGAAACUACUAUCACUACUAUUCCAAGUGAAUUACUUCAUACUAUCCAAGAACUUGAGCAUAAACUUUUAAUCGCCGAAUCAGAAAGAAAUCGUUUAAAUCAAUUAAUCGAUUCAUUAUCAGCGUCAACGUCUUCACCUCAAGACACUGAUGAAUACAAACAAUUACAACUUAACGAUUCAAACAUCAAUAAUACAAAUAAUAAUAAGCAUUUAAAAUUAUUUAUUCAUGAAGUACUUGAAGAAAUUUAUAAAUAUUUAAAAGGAUCCAUAGAAAAGUCAUCCUCGUCUUCAUCGCCUUCAAUAUCUUUCAUUGAAUCUAUUCAAAAAUUAAUUUGUUUAAAUCGUCAAGUGAAUGAUUACAUUGACCUUGAAAGCAUUUCCCGCCGUUUUGAAAAUAUAGAACAAUCAUUAUUAUCGAAGAGUUUAAAACAAAAAGACAAUGGUGAUGAUAUCUUGGAGAUGCAAAAACGAUUGGAACAAAUGAAGUCAGAUUAUGAAAAGCUAUGUUUUGAAAAUAUUUAUUUAACCAAAAAAAUCAAUACACUAUUAUCAAUUGAUAAUGAAGAUAAAUUAGAUAUUGGAAGAAGUAUAUUGCAUUGUACAAUAGAACAAUUGAAACAAUUGAAUACAAUGAUCAGUAAAUCAAUAAUUGAUCGAAGUUGUUAUCCACUUGAUAGUAUAGAUGAUACAUUCAAAACAUUGGAUAAUAUUCAUUUGACAAAUAAUUUAAUGAUGACAUUAAAUACCAGGGCAUAUAGAUCAGAAAUCGUUCAAUGUUAUCAAUGUGUUAAACAGUUAAUUGAAGAAAAUUUAAAAUUAAAGACUUUACAAGAAUCAAAGCUACCCUCUCCAUCAGAUGUGGAUGAUGCUGAUGAUGGCGAUACGCUACCGGCUUAUCAACUUGAUGACAAUCCUCAUGAACAAUUCUCUACCCUGAAGACUUCCUUGUCAACCACUAUGAAUUGCUUGUUGAAUCGUGUAGACGAAUUAACUCAAAGAAUUGAUGUACUACAAUUGAGAAUUGAAAAAUCUUCAAAACAACGUCAAGUUGACCGUCUUGAACAGCCUGAAGAGGACAUGAAUAACCGAAUGUUAAAGGAUGAAUUAACUGCAUUAAGAAGACGAGACAUUGAAUGGGAAGUUAACAUUAAUACCCUUUACAAUUGUUUAUCACAAGUGAUCGAUAAAGACAAAAGCAUGGAGAAGACGAUGAAGGAUGGAGGAGUAAAACAGCAGCCCCAGGAGGCGGAAGUGGAGAACAAUGUUAUGAAAGAAGACGAAAAGUCCACAAAACAGUCUAUUCAUCAUCCAAAUGAAAUAUUACCACAAUUUAAUCAAUACAUCAAUACUAUACAAACACAAAUGUCUAGAAUAGCCAAUCUUGAAAAUCAAUACAAUGAACUUAAUGCACAAUUGAAUCAAUUAUCCGAGGAAUAUGAACAAGCACGUUGUGAAGUUGAACAACUACAGACAACCGCGAAUCAACAAACAAAUGAAGCUGAUAGAUAUACUAAUAUGUUAGAUUAUUUAGUAGCUAAAAUUAUUGAUCUUUCAAGUGAAUUACCUGAUCCCAUUUCAUCUCUUGAUGAUGAUGAUGAUGAUGAUAAUCAGGAUCAUGAUCAUGAUGACGGUAAUCAGGAUCAGGAUCAUCAUGGAUUAGAUGUUAUGCGCAUUCGAAAAUCUUCAUCUAGUACAGAUAUUGAACUUAUAUUGAUAAGAAUUAAAAAAUACCUUUGUGAGUAUAAAUCAAUACAAGAAAGGCUGAGACAAGUUGAAGAAGAGAAGGCCGUGCUCAUCAGUCAAUUAGCAAAACAAUAUGACCAACCAGAAGUCGAAGAAGUAGUGGAAGAAAAGAUAGAGAUGAGUAAAGAAGAUGUUGUUAUCCAUGAAGUACCCACACCUCUGCCUGUCUUUUUCAAAGAGAAACCUGUAGAAAAGGCUGAAACUGUCGGUACUGAAUAUCUUCAAAUGAUGUCAUAUGCUAUGUCACCACCCCAACCACCUUCGUCUCCAUCCUCUUCUCAUAAAGAUACUAAACCAGUUAUCGAUCAAUUGUCUACUAUAAAAGAUGAUAUCACCCUAUUAAAGAGUGAAACGAUCAAUAUGAUCGAAAUUAUGAAUCAAAAACUUGAAAAUACCAUUGAAUACACCUCAAAGAAAAUAUCUACUCAUGUUGUUCUAGACCGCCAGCAAACAUCUUCACCAUCGUCACCUUUAGCGAAAAAAUCACAGAUAUUAUUCAACUUUACAAAAGACUUAACCACUACAGUGGCACUGGAACCGUCCAUAAAUAAUCUCGUGGAAAGUCCGCUAGAAGUCAUCUCAGAAGAUGAUCUCACCGAAUCCCUGAAUGACCUACUCAACAGGAUAAAAGAUACUUUAAAAGAGAGAACGUUAGAUGGUGAUAUACAUAUUAUUGAUUCAAAACUUAUGCACAACUACGUACUACUCAUCAAUAAAUUAAGUAGUAUGCUUCACCUUCCAUAUGAUGAUAAUCUUUCAACAUCCAAUGAAUCAGAUCGAUCCAAUGCACAAAUUGAAGAAAUUCUCAAUCGCCUACCAAAUCUUUUAACGGAUAAAAUGAAUGAAUUAUGCGAAUAUAUUGAACAAUUACUUAUCGAUUUAACUGACAUUGAAGAAGCCGAUCAAUAUUCUAUAAAAGUCAACCAAUUUUCAAAUUAUCUUAUCACUAAUUCAUUAGAGUCUAUAAAGCUUCCUGAAAGAUUUAUCCAACUGUAUAAACAGCUUCUUCAUCAGUCUGUAUCAAAGACACUUGUCGAUGUUUACUCCACUGGUAGUGGUAGUGGUGGCCAAUUGGAGACUGCAGAAGAAGAAGACGUAUCAAGAAUUGAAUUGGCUUCAAUUCUGAGAAAUAUAAUAAAGAGUUGUACAAUCCAUGAGAAUAAUUAUCGACUAUUACAAGUACAGUUAUCGCAAGAUGCUGCGGUAUCAUCACUCACUACUACAACUGAUACACUCGAUAAUGAUGAAAUCGAUACUGAUCUAUUCACUUUAUCAUUCAAUGAAUUAAUUGACCUUCUAUCACAGAAAUGGUUACAAUUUGAUAAUCGAUUAAAAGAAUUUAUUGAUUAUAUUAGAGAAGUGAUCGCUAAACGAAUCGAUAAUAAACCUCAACAAGAACAAUUCAUGGAUUCAAGUGUUAAAAGAAUAACAAAACAUCAUCAUCAAUCGAUUUACAAAAGAUAUCGAUCAAAUUCAUUUUCAUACUCCCCCAGAUUAUCUUGUAAUAAUAAUAAGCUGGUAUCAAUUAAGAAUAAGAAUAAAUCAAUGUUAACUUUGUCAAUAUCCACAUCAGCAACCAGCUCAUUACAGUAUACAUCAUUAUUAGAAUUAUUAACAGUUCUCGAAUUAUAUACUCCAGCGUUUUUAAUGUAUAUUGAACCAAUGAAAGAGAUGCGUUUAGCGUAUCAUUUAAGAAUGGAUACUUUGAAGUGGGGAUUACAUCAAUUGAGGAGAUAUUUAAUGCGCCUUACACCAUCAACACCCUCAACAACAGCAACAACGAUAACCACGACGACGACAACAACGUACACCGAAGAAUUAAACACAUAUUUACAACGCAUAAAUACUUAUUUACAUGUAAAAGAAUUAUACACUAAAAAGGUGUUGAAUGAUCUACGGUCAGAGUUAAUAUCAUUGAAUAGACAAAAGCAUAAAUUAUUGAAAAGAAAAGUGUCAAAUGUCACGACAACAACAACAACAACAAUGUCGACGACAAAAACAGUCGGUCUUCUGCCUAUUCCAUCAACAUCUUCAUCUACAACAAGUAUUCUACCGACUGUUAUCUAUGAAGAUGAAGAAGUUUUACAGGAGAAGUUGAUUUAUACAAAAGACAGGCUGAAACAAACUAUACUUAUUUAUAAAUGUAUACAAGAAUUGCUAAAUUAUCAAUCCGAUUAUUAUUAUAAUUAUUAUUAUCACUAUAAUAUAAAAUCGAUCGAUAAUGCUCAGGAGGUAACUGUUGAUGAUGAUAAUCAUCGAGGUAGACGACGACUGAGUGGCACAAGGAGUACUCUUUGUCGUAGUCAAUUAUCAAAUUACGCAAGCACAGAUUAUUGGGAAGGUGAGACUGAUGAUACUUACGACCAGAAUCGUAAUCUAAAUCAAUCACAAACUACUCUAUUAUAUAAUUAUGAUCCUGAUGAUAUGAAUCUAUUGUAUAUUGGUAGUAGUAGUGGUAAUAACGAUCAGGAGCAUCGUGAUCCACAUAAUGAACUGGAAUAUGCUCUACGCCUGCUGCAUAUACGUGAUACUGAGCUGUUGUAUCUCAUAUCCCUUCAACAUAAGAAUAAUAACACCGAUACAGGAUACAAUAAUCUAAAAUUCAAUCUGUCAACAUCAUCACGGUUGACCUCCCCCACUGCUGCUGUUCCUGCUGUUGCUUCUACUACUACUAACAAUGAUAUCAGUAGUAGAGGUAGUAGUAGUCAAUGGCUUAAAGAGAAAUUGGAUAAAUUUAUGCAUUGGAAUAAUGUACAACCGAUUGAUGUGCAUAGUAUACCAAUUCAUCGUAUUGAAUUUAGUCAGCGUCAACACCUUCAGCAACAAUCACAACAACAAAUAAUCGAUAUGAUGACUACUACACCUAAUCUUAUGAUGAAAAGUCAUUUAUCUAGUACAGAUGAUGAAAGAUCAACUCCACUGUUUACAAGUCAAUCAUUUGAUCAUAUGACGUAUUAUUAUGAAGACGAAACAGAUAUAUACGAACAACAUUUGUACACAUUAAUCCAGAUUGCAAUGAAUAAAUUAGAUCAAUUGAAUAAAAGUUAUACAGAACCCAAGAGACAAUUAUUAUUAUCCCCAGAUCGUGAAGAUGAACUCACUGAAUUACUCGAUAGAAUGAUUAAAUUAAUCCCAUUAGAAGGUGGUCAUGCUAGUCAUGUGAAUAAGACGGCAGAUAGUGAAUCAAUUUAUUCUCAGCUGCUCGGUAAACGUUUAACGACAACAAUGGUAGGAGCGGCGGCAACGACUACCACUACCACAAUAAUGAUGACAACCCCAGCUGCUAUAACUGCUAUCAUGACUACAACUACGACGACAAUGUCAGCAGGCCCAUCGUCAACAUCAUCCUAUUCUCAUUAUUAUAAGCCCAUCUCUGGUACCUGUGACUCUUCUGAUCUUAGUUUAAUGACGAAUAUGACUUAUCCUUAUCCAAAACGUGCAGAGAAAGCACCAAUUCAUGAUUUAGUCGAUUCUGUGGAUCAUUUAAAGAAUUUACAUGAGUUACGCAGUCUAGCUAAAUAUCUAUUAGAUCAAUAUCAUAUUGUUACAACUGAAUUGGAAUUACAAUCUGAUACAAAUUGGUGUUUAAGACAACGAUUAAGCAAUGCCAAUAGUCAAUUGGAUCGUUUAACUGAUCUACUGAAUAAAAGUAGUCGAACAUUUCAAUCGAUUGAUGAACGGCUAACCGCAGAAAUACAUAAACAUUCAACGCUAACAGAACAAUGUGAUGCAGCACGUCGAGAUACACGUCGAGUUGUACAUACUUUAAGUGAAAUCAGUCAACGGCAUAAACCGACAAGUGGUCAACGGUUAAAUUUUGUUCCAGAUUCUUCAGAAUAUUUGAUGAGAAGUGGUCCAUCAUCAUCUAUUCAAACAAUGGAGAGUAAAUCUGCCUACAAGAUGAAAUCAAAAUCAAAACCUCAAAUGCCACAGUCAACAGCAUCAACAUCAAUACAGUCAAGAAUUAGUGAUCCUGACUUCUUUGUAUUGAAUAGAGUAUAUGUUCCAUUUAGAAUGAUGCAAUCCAUAUCAUCACAAACCGAUAAACGCUGUAAACUCUCCUGCCUACCAUAUAGUGCCAGUAGUCUUACUUGUGGUCCAAAGUUAAAACGUUCUACAAGUCGUAGUAGUAGGAGUAGUAGGAGUUCUAAUAAACUAACUAACCAUCGAUCAGAUUCACGUAAACGUCAUCAGGCGUCAACACCAACUAUUAUUAUGCCUAUUUCUUCAUCAACUAGUUAUAGACGACCAUCGAAUACACCUGGUAGUAGUGGUAGUCAUAGUCAUCUUCAAGAAGGAGGCCGAGGAGUAGAUGUACAGUCUGAAGGCAUGAAUACUCAACAAACGAAUAAUAAUAAUUAUUAUACAAAUUGGAGUGAAUUUGAAUCAGGUCAACGUAAACUACAGUCGGUAUCAUUAUCGAUUGAAAAAGAUCUAUUACGCUAUUAUCACCAUCAACAACAUCCAAGUGAAUCCGCACCCUAUUUAGGCCUACCAUGUUCUUCUUCAACAAUGAUCUCCGAAGAAGACGAAGAAGAAACAGAAAAAAGUAAAGAACAUCCGUGUGAAACUCAUCCAUUAUUAGAAGAAUAUUACAGAAAUCAAGAAGAAGAACAACAACAACAAUCAAUCAUUACACCGUCAUCUUUAUUAUCUCCACCGCCGCCGCCGACGGUGUUGAUAAAAAGUGAAAAUUCCACUUCAUCACCAUCUACUUCAUCCUCUUUAUCAUUUACUAGUUUAGAAUCACAUUCACGUUCUGCUAUUCAUGGUGUGAAUAAUGAAAGUCAAGCCGCCAGUAGUGUUGGCGGUAGUCGUAGUCGUCAGUUACCACUUCGACAGAAAAAAACUAAAUUUUCAUCACGUUUUAUGAAUUUAUUCAAUAAAUCGAAUUCUAAAAAGUCAUAAAAAACACAAAGAAUAUCAUCAUGUACACAAUGUAUGUAUGUAUGUACUACUCAUGGGUGUAAACAUGAGGACAUGUGACGUGUACGUACGUCGUACACUUACGUUCAUUACAUAUAUAUACAUUUCCAUAGAUUCAUCUUGUUUUGUUUUUUCCGGUGUUGCUCCGAUGUUGUUUUUUGCUUGUUUCUUGCUUUCUUUCUUUGUUUUCUCAUGUUUUGCUCUUUGCUUUCUAUCCUCCUCUGUUUUUGUUUACGCAAUAACAACAAUAAUAAUCACAACAGAGAACAUAAAAAUCAAUACAAUUGAUUGAUUGAUUGAGUAUUGGUUGCCUCCCUCCCUCCCUCCCUCCGUCCCUCGCUCUCUCCUUCUUCUCUACUCAACUUUAUCUUUAUUCAUGAUUAUUGAUUAUCUAUGUUGUUGUUGUUGUUGUUAUCCACCAUCUGCUCUGUUUCAUGCUGAUGAUUUCAUCUGGACGUGUUGUAUGUUCACAAUUGAUAUAUUGAUUUUGCUUCCUAUUCUUUUUACACACACGAAGGCAUCAACGCACGGAUGUAUUCUACUUAAAGACUUGCUUGUGUUAAUUACACUUGUUUCAAAGUUAUUGUGUGUGUGUGUGUGUGUGUGUUAAAUUGUGUAAAUCGAUAAUAAUUCCCUUUUCUAUUUUUCAUUAUUACAUUUUGUCAUUCGGUAUCUUUCAUACAUUCUUGUGUAUUGAUUUUGUCACAUACCAAAGGCCUAUAACUGUGUAGAAACUUAGGCAAAAGAAUGCAUCCUCACAAGCACACUCAUGCACAUUUUACAGAUUUUUUUUUGACACAGAAUUUAAUACAUCAAUCAAUUACAACGAAAUAAAAUAAAUACACCACUUACAACCACCCACCUACACAAAAACACACAUACGCGCAUUGACGUGUGUGUGUGUGUGUCGACGUCAUAUUUUGUCAUCGUUAUCGUUAUUCUUGACCUCUCCUUGUUCUUGUUCUUCUUCUCUUUAUGUUGUACGUUUCUGUCAGUUAUAAGUGUCUUUCCUACCACCCUGUUUCUUUCAUUGCAGAUAUCCCAAUAUUAUUUGUAUAUGUGAUUGUGUAUUUUGCUGUCUCCCACCCACCCACCUACACAACAACUCAAUAAACCAGCCUAAAUGUACUCUACUCAAAUCUAAUCUAAAUGUAAUCUAAGUGCAUUUUGGCGAUUCCACCCCCCCCCAUCUUGUUAUGUAUGUAUUUUGUCUUUCUCUGUGUGUUUCUGAAUGAGCACCUUGUGUUUUUGCGCCCUCCGUCCCCUGAGACAGCAUUAUUUUCCUUCAGUUCACUCUUCGGUGUGUGUGCGUGGGCGUGUGCGCGCGCGCGUAAAUGAAAUGUGCCAUAUAUAUUUUUUUAAAUGACCUCGAUUUUUCGAUCUUUUCUCUGUUUACCUCAUUUCGGUUUUGUCUUCUUUCAUGUUUUCUUUUUGUUUGAAUGUUUGAAACUUUUACUUGCACAUGUAUAUUAGGCAACAUACACACUCUACGCAAGCACGCACGCACGCACGCACACAUGAGGACAGAAACCAAAUCCUCUUUAUUUAUUUUUUUUGAUCUUUACUCACUUUCCUUUUGACUUCACUUUCUUUCCGUUUUGAGUCGUCUAUCUUGUUGUUGUAUAUUCUCAUCUUCUCUGUCUCUCCCUCUCCCUCACUGUAGUUAUGUACUGAUGUCUGUGUGUGAGUGUGUGUGUGUGUAUAGGUGCGACGUCUGUGUAUGUAUAUAUAUGUGCAUAUAUAUAUCAACCAGAACUGGCGUAUGUAUCCUGUACACAAAAAAAUAACAAAACAUGAACAGUUCUAGGCUGUAAUGAUGAUCAAACGUGCCGUCAUCAUCAAGAUGCUCAUUGUCAUCGUUAUUAUUUCCGACUUGUGACUUGUUGUCAUUAACAACUAUUAGAUAUCGCCUUUCUAUCAUUAUUAUUAUUAUUAUCACAUUGUCAAUGUCAUCAGUGCGUCCGCCUAUCUGUCUAUCUUUGUGUUUGUGUGUGUGUGUGUGUGUAAUCAAUUUCUUUUUUCUCUCAUUCCUGUCAUAUAAAUAAAUAUUCAUUUUUUUCUGGAUAC
Trichobilharzia regenti is the source of this 28671-nucleotide messenger RNA. Lineage: Eukaryota; Metazoa; Platyhelminthes; Trematoda; Strigeidida; Schistosomatidae. The record is from the annotation of a GenBank genome assembly.